GCUGAGUCUGCCGAGCGACUGAGACAGGGACGCGGGACCGGGCGAGGGCCGGGAGGAGACCCGGGAGCUGCGAGUGCGAGGGCGGAGGGCGAGCCGGGCGAGAGCGCGGAGCCAGGCAGGGGCACAGGCGAGCCCGGAGGGCGAGCGGCGAGCCCGGGGCGCACGAGCCCGGCCGAGCCCAGCGCGGCUGCCACCUGGGCCGGGCGCGGGAACCGCUCUGCGCCUCCGCCCCUGCCCUGACCCUUCCUCCUCCUCCCCGUGCUCCCCGCCGUUCUUGCCCCCCGAGCCCCCUGGCCGCCCGGCGGCUAGAACAGCGCGCGGGCGCGGAGCGGGGUCGCAGCCUGAGAGCCCGGGGCGCGCCCGCCAUGGACCCCAAGGACCGCAAGAAGAUCCAGUUCUCCGUGCCCGCGCCCCCCAGCCAGCUCGACCCCCGCCAGGUGGAGAUGAUCCGGCGCCGGAGGCCAACUCCUGCCAUGCUGUUCCGGCUCUCGGAGCACUCCUCACCAGAGGAGGAGGCCUCCCCACACCAGAGAGCUUCUGGAGAGGGACACCACCUCAAGUCCAAGAGACCCAACCCCUGUGCCUACACACCACCCUCGCUGAAAGCCGUGCAGCGCAUCGCAGAGUCCCACCUGCAGACCAUCAGCAACCUGAGCGAGGGCCAGGGCUCGGAGGAGGAGGAUGAGUUGGGGGAGCUGCGGGAGCUGGGGUACCCAAGGGAGGACGACGAGGAUGAGGAUGAGGACGAGGAGGAAGACGAGGAAGAGGACAGCCAGGCUGAAGUCCUGAAGGGCAUCAAGGGCUCUGCAGGGCAGAAGGUAACCUGUGGCCAGGGCCUGGAGGGGCCCUGGGAGCGCCCGCCCCCUCUGGAUGAUCCCCAGAGAGAUGGCAGCUCUGAGGACCAAGGCCCAGCACUCACUGAGCAAGGGGAGGAACCCCAGCGUCCUGGCCCCCCGGAGCCUGGCACCUAAGUGCCCAGUUCUGCGUCUUCCAGGAGGAAGUGGAAGGGGCCCCCCUGUGCCCCAGAAAGCCACUCUGUCCCUGCCCUACCUGGUGCCCCUUCCCUCCCCUGCUAGGGCUGCAACUUCUAGAAGACUAAGGCUGGUCUGUGUUUGCUUCUUUGCCCACCUUUGGCUGAUGCCCAGAAUCCCGGGUGCCCGUCCCUGCCAGUCCUUCCUCCAUUCACCCGACGGGAGGUGAGGUGGGAGAGAGCCCACGUUGGAAAAAUCAGGAAACAGAAACAAGGAUUUCCUUUCCACAGUUCUACUCCCCAGAUCCUCUCCCCUGGGCACAGGAGACCCACAGGGCAGGACCCUAAGAUCUGGGGAAGGAGAACCUGCGGGUGCCCGUCUAUCCUCUUCGCCCUCUCUCCGCGGGACUCAGAGUCACCACCCCUCACCGGCGUCUGCCAGACCCCAGGAUCCAGUCAGAGCCUUCUGCACACACGCCUCCACGUUUGGAGAUCUCUGAUCACCCCUCUCCCCCUGCGUGCCUGGAAGACGGACUGGCAGGGGCCGCUUCGUUGCGUUUCGUUUCUGCUUUGAUGCCGGGAAUGCCGCCUAGUACACGUCCUUAGACGGGAUCUGGGGCGGGGGAACCUGGUGCUCCUGGUCCCCCCGCCCCCGCUACUCCGUCCCCUUCCCUUUCUCCCCCGAUCCCAGGCCUGAAUUCCUCCAGUGGUGUAAUAAAUCUUUGUAAAUAACUGCCGAGACCUCUCUUUCAGGGGAGGGAGGAGAAGCGGGGCUGAUGGGGGUCCUGAUGGGC
Messenger RNA from Octodon degus (degu), 1764 nucleotides. It is a transcript of the gene Ppp1r1b, whose product is annotated as protein phosphatase 1 regulatory inhibitor subunit 1B. Bases 366 to 971 code for a protein of 201 amino acids. Gene Ontology annotation, biological process: intracellular signal transduction. The transcript has 7 exons. Gene Ontology annotation, molecular function: protein phosphatase inhibitor activity. Gene Ontology annotation, cellular component: cytoplasm. NCBI's taxonomy places the organism in Eukaryota, Metazoa, Chordata, Mammalia, Rodentia, Octodontidae. The record is from RefSeq and is a predicted model, not a curated record.